This is a messenger RNA of Hibiscus syriacus, 1246 nucleotides long. RefSeq names its product transcription factor bHLH94-like. Gene Ontology annotation, biological process: regulation of transcription by RNA polymerase II. Bases 144 to 1136 code for a protein of 330 amino acids. The transcript is spliced from 2 exons. Gene Ontology annotation, molecular function: DNA-binding transcription factor activity, RNA polymerase II-specific; RNA polymerase II cis-regulatory region sequence-specific DNA binding; protein dimerization activity. NCBI's taxonomy places the organism in Eukaryota, Viridiplantae, Streptophyta, Magnoliopsida, Malvales, Malvaceae. The record is from RefSeq and is a predicted model, not a curated record.
UAUCUUUCAAUAAAAUUUCAUACUAUUUCAGAUUCAAUUAUGGUAUGCAUUUUUUUUAAUCAAAUUCCUUUAAGAAGCCAACUUCUUCACCCCUAAAGUGCAACACCAUUUCUUUUCUUUUAUCUGUGUUUUUAGUUUAAGCAAUGACAUUAGAGGCUGUGAUAUUUCAGCAAGAUUUGUUUGGUCACAACAGCAAUUGGAACCAUGAUUUUGGCCUGGAAAAACAAGAAUCCAAAGAUUCUUUUGCAUAUUUUCCUGACAACCAAACUCCAGAGAUCAAUGAUGAUUUUACUCGUGGAGAUUACUGGGUUGCUUCUUCACCAACUUCACCAAUGGCUGCACUAGUACCCCAUCUCAUUCAUCACCACUGCCCAAAUUCAUCCUGUGAUGCUGCUAAUGUUAACGUAUUAUCAUCCACCUACCACCCUUCAGCUUUCAAUGCUUCAUCGACAACUUGUAAUCGUCGCAAGAGACGUCGAUCCAAGACUCGAAAGAACAAAGAAGAGAUUGAGAACCAAAGGAUGACUCACAUUGCUGUGGAGCGCAAUAGAAGAAAGCAAAUGAACCAAUAUCUCUCUGUUCUUCGAUCUCUAAUGCCUGAAUCUUAUGUUCAAACGGGUGAUCAAGCAUCAAUUAUAGGAGGAGCUAUCAAUUUUGUGAAGGAGCUUGAGCACCAUCUUCAAUGGCUAAGUGCUGAAAUAAAGGUAAAAGAAAGAUCAAACACUAAUGGUAAUCACGGCAGCUGCUCAUCGGUUUUCGAUGAAUUCUUCACAUUCCCACAGUACUCAACAAAUUCAAAACUGGGUGUUGGUAAAGAUUCAAUUUCCAUAAAUGAUGAAUCCCUGGUUGAAACUCAAUCUGUCAGAGCUGACAUAGAAGUUACCAUGGUGGAAAGCCAUGUAAACCUGAGAAUAAGAUCGAAAAAGCGACCGGCACAGCUCUUGAAGGUUGUUUCCUGGCUGAAUAUUAUGGGUCUCAGUGUCCUCCAUCUCAACGUCACAACUGUUGAUCAAACGGUCCUCUACUCCCUCGGUGUUAAGGUAGAAGAUGACAGUAAGCUGAGUUCAGUGGAUGACAUAGCCACAGCUGUGAACCAGUUGUUGUGUAGCAUUCAAGAAGAUGGUUUGCUGAACUGAAAUCUUCCAUGACUUUCAGCUUUUUGUUUUCUCCCUGGCCUACUGUAAUUUUCUCCAUAUAAAGGCCUGUUUCCCCCUUUUAAUCCUUAGUUUCAAUUUAGUUUAGUUUG